Molecule: messenger RNA, 1182 nt
Organism: Plodia interpunctella (Indianmeal moth)
Lineage: Eukaryota; Metazoa; Arthropoda; Insecta; Lepidoptera; Pyralidae
Gene: Surf1
Product: Surfeit 1
Exons: 5
Coding region: 185-1081 (298 amino acids)
Biological process (GO): mitochondrial respiratory chain complex IV assembly
Cellular component (GO): membrane; mitochondrion
Source: RefSeq, a predicted model, not a curated record
GGCAAAAUAAAAUAAUAAAACCAUGUGAAAAGAAUGAUAAAAAGGCAAAUCCACAGAGUACGCUCAAAUCAAAACACAGACAAAAGUGUCUAAAUCAGGAAGAUUUUAACUAAUUUCUGUUACAGUCUAAACUUAUAAAUUUGUAUUAUACUAUUGUAAUCUUGUAUUCUUACUUAUAUAUAAAAUGUUAACAUUUAGUCGUUUGUGUAAGGCGUCCCGUAACAUUAUUAAAAUAUAUUAUAAUAAAAUAGAUUCCACAAGGAAUGUUUUUCUGAAUUCAGUAAGGUGUAAUAGCAAUGUUGCUAACUUGCUUCGGUCUCCGAAAAUAAAGAAGAAGGAACCACAGGAAAUUUUAAAAUGGAUACUUUUGAUGAUGCCUGCAACUUCAUUUGGGCUUGGUUGUUGGCAAGUUUAUAGACUGCAGUGGAAAUUGGAGCUUAUUGAUAUUUUGCAAGCUAAAUCUAAUGCUGCCCCAGUAGAUAUGCCACCCGAUUUCAACCUUUUGGAAGAAUUGGAGUAUAGACCAGUCAAAGUGCGAGGGGAAUUUCUUCAUGAUAAAGAGAUAUGUAUUGGACCAAGGGCACUCAUUGAGUCUGAGACAGGCAUGGAAAGGCCUGGCUCAUUGGUAUCAGAUCCUAAGAAAAACCAAGGCUGGCUGGUUAUUACUCCUUUCAAAUUGGAAGAUACUGGGAGGGUGAUUUUAGUUAACAGAGGGUGGGUACCACAGAGGUACCGUUCUAAAGAAAAGAGGCAAGCAUCAUUAGUGAGUGGACCUGUCGAACUCGUGGGUGUGGUGAGACUUACAGAGAAAAGAGCACCAUUUAUGCCCAAAAACAAACCAGAGAGUGGAUCUUGGUAUUCAAGAGAUUUAGAGCAGAUGAGUGAUUACAUUGGCUGUGAACCCGUGUGGUUAGACGCUCGAGGCAGCUGGGAGCCGCCAGAGAGCUGGCCUAUCCCCAACCAGACACGCGUCACUCUUAGAAAUGAACACGUGUCCUACAUUUUCACCUGGUUCUGUCUAUCCGCGUUCACUGGCGUAAUGUGGCAUCGCUACUUCAUAAGGAAAUUACCUCUAAUAUAGUUUUAAAUAUUUUUGUUAAUAGUAAAUAGUCUUGUGUAGAUAUGCAUUCAGUAAGAUUGUGUAAGAUUAUAAAAUAAAAAAACCCAUGUUGAUGAGAUCUA